CCUUCUCUUCCUCCUAAAGAAACAGCAGCAGCACUCAGUUUGGAGAGCCAUCUCUCUCUCCUCUAAGUCCAGUCUGUCUGCCUGCGACAGAAGAGAGAGGAGCAAAGGCAUCCUUGGUCCUCCUUUGGAGAUGGAUGGAUUGGUCUUUGGGCCUCAGGAGGAGGAUUUGCACCCAAAGCCUGGGUUAAACAGGACUGCCUAAGAAAGGGAGCACAUCCACAAUUUCUGUUUCGGUUUUCAGAAGGAAGAAAACAGUCUCCAACAGUGUUCAAGAAGUCUACAUCUCCACAAGCUGAACUGUCAUUUGAAUCUGAAAUUUGGGAGGGAUGCUUUUAGAGAGCGAAGCACAACAUCUCCAUCCCUCCCUCCGUCUCACGGCAGGUACCUUCCUGAGCCUUCCUCCCCAGGCGCUGCAUUUUCUCCGAUCUGAAAGAAAGAACACGUGUUCCGAUUCUUCUGAAAACUGGGCCAAUUGAAUGUGGGAAGUGAGAAAGCCCAAACUUUUCAUAUGUUUCUAAACCAGUCUCUUCUGACAAAGAUAGCAGAGCAUUUCCAGAAUAAACCAACUUUGCCUCCAUAAGGCGGUUGGCAGGAAACUCGCUUCCCACCUUGGAUGUAUUUUUGUUUCCAGAGGAGGACAGAAAUAUAUGUUUUUUUCUACCAGAUUGCAGGUAAAUAAAGGUAGAAAUGACAUCAAAUCCAGAGGAAUCGGUUGCGGCAAAGCUGAGCAAUGGACGUCUCCAAUGAGAAGUACUUUCCAAUGUAAGGAGAGGACUUUGGGAUCUUGUAGGAACCAUCCAAGACGUAUCAGAGAACUCCCAAGUCCACAGAGACCAUGGACAAGACCUGAAUAAGCAAUGACUGAGGCCUACUUCCGAAUCCGUGGAAAUCUGAGUGGCCGUGCCCACCCGCCCCCCACCCUGACCACGGAAGUGACCUCCGCAGAUAAAUACUCCAACCUGUACAUGUAUGUUGGGCUGUUCCUAACCCUCCUGGCUGUCCUGCUCAUCUUCCUCUUCACCAUGCUGCUGAGGCUGAAGCAUGUCAUCUCCCCCAUCGCCACGUCUCCUGAAAGCACUGAGAACAUCCCACAGUUCACAGACGUCGAAAUGGAUGGCCGGAUCCCGACCCCUUAGGGACCAGACACAAGUGGCCACCAAGGACAUGUCUAUGGGGGGAAACUUCAUUCAGAAGAACAUGGAAAUGAAGGAGAUCUCUGGAUCCGUGGGAGUUCCUGUAGGCCUUGGAGGGUGACGGACAGUCGGCUGUGUCUGCAUCCAUGGAUUUGACCAACCACUAUUUGAAACAUUGAAAAAUAAUCAAUUUUCCCCAUUUAUAUAACACUUUUGUAUAAUAAUGGGACUUGAGCACCAAUGGAUUAUCCAGGGCAGGUCUAGGAACCACACCCAAGCAGAUACCAAGGGCCUACAGUAUCUGGUUUGUCUUGAGAAUGCAAUAACAUAUCCCACAAUUUUAACCUGCUGUUAGGAACUCCAACUAAGAUGUGAUGUGUGUUUGGUUUCAACUCAACAUUUGACCCAUGGAUAUAUGAUCUUGACGUAUAUUGUCAGUAUAACGUGACAGUACUUUGAGAUCUUGGGCCAUUCUCCAAAACUGUUCAAGGCGUAUGUUUGCUUUAUUUCAAAAGUAUUGUAGAAGAUCCACAGAAGGAAAAUGGAGGGCUCCUGAAAGACUUUUUAGCAGUGAAUAAAAGCAGGUGGACCACUCAAGACAUUGCAGUUGAACAUUGGAGGCCAAGGAAGCUAAAUGAGCAUUAAACACUGGAUGAUGUGAUACAGACUGAAACAUCUUCCCAAAAACUCCUUCUCAAUACAGGAUAUGGAAACUGAAAGACAGACGGUGCAUUUUUAGAACUCAUGGGUGGAUCCCAAGAGAAUCCAUACUCAUCCAUAAAUGUAAGGUAGCACAUACCACAAGGGACAUAAAUUCUACGGACUUGUUUUCCAACUGAUUUUCAAAAAUCCAAGUUGCCAGAAAGACAGAAAUAGAAAUGCCAGUCUGAGACUCCCUUCCAAGCAUGAGUCUCCCAUAUCUGGCAUGGUUUCCUUGCUCACUUGGAUCUCAAGAGCCAGUCCCCAUUUGGACAGACUGGCCUUUCCAAAUGAAAUGGACCUGGGAUGCAGGAUGGACCUGCAUUCCUCUGAAUGUUCUUCUUCAGACUGACUAUAGUGGAUAUGGGACUUGUUGGUGGACAAUAUUCUAGGCAGGAUUUCGCCAGAUCCAUCUGAUUAGGAUCAGAGCCUGGAAAUGUUACUUUGUGGGGACUAUAUCUCCCAGAAUCUUGGGGGUUUGGAGACUUGAAGUACAAAAAAAGACAUUUCCCCCAAAAGGUUUAGGUAAAUAAUGUUUUCUACUGGAAAAAAGGGUAGAUCCAGGUGGGAAAGUUCUACACUUUUUUGUGGUGGGCCCCCAAAAUUGGUGUAUCUUUUUUCUGGGUUUGAUGGGGCCAACUAUAAAAGUUUGAAAAUGUAAUCUCAAUCCUAUUGAUAAAGGUGCCUUAGGCUCUUUGUAGGUUUCCGACAAGGAUUCAGGCACACAGAAAGUGAGCAUAGUGCAAACAGUAAUAUUAUACAAAUAAGGUUUCUGUUUUAAGUUCCACUUUUGCUUACCCUCCAGCAUUUUGCAGAGGAAAACUGAGACACACAUAGCCAAGCAAUAGGAGAGUGUGGUCAAAGGUUGUUAAAGGAUGCUUUAAAAUGGAAUAUUGUAGGGCGUGCAUAGACCGAAGAGGACAAUUCGUGUUGUCUCGUUGCCGUCAUAAACACUCUCUUGCGAUAUGCAAUAACACAACUUAAUGUGCUUGCGACUUGAACAAAUGAUUUAGUUCAUGCAUAUGCCACACUGUUAAGAGAGAAACAUCUAUGGCUCCAAUAUUCUUUUGUUUCCAAGAUGCCUUUCUUCAGACAACCUAAUAGAUCCCCAGUUUGUUGCUCUAGCUUUCAAAGUUCACUGUCUUCUUCAUCGGGCAAAGAUGGUUUGGAAAAGGAUCCUAGGUUUCAGAAAGGAUUCCCUGAAAACAGGGAAGACUUUAAAAACGAUCACAUCAACAGACAGAAGUUCUGAAUCGAAACAAUGGCUGCAUGGUGAUGCAGGUUGAGUCUCUCUUAUCUGAAAUGCUUGGGAUUUCGGAUCCAACCCCCCCCCCCCCCCCCCCCCCCAGAAUUUGGAAUACCUGCAUUGGCAUAUAAUGAGAGAGCUCUUGGAAAUGGAAUCCAAGUUUAAACAUGGACUUAGGCCUCAAACUCAGCCUGAAGGUAUGCACAAUUUUUUGUAUACUUUUGUGCAUGAAACAAAGGGUGCAUCUACACUAUAGAACAAAUGCAGUUUGAUACCAUUGCUCAAUGCUAUGGAAUCUUGGAAGCUGUUGCUUGGUGAGGCAUCAGGAAAAAAAGUUUAAAAUUGUGUAAAACUACAACUUUGAGUUUAGGUGGAUAAAGUGGGGCCAAAUUGCAUUAUUUCUACAGUAUAGAUGCACCCAAAGUUUGGACAAAGAGUUCACUCAGUCAUUUCAUAUUUAGACAUAUUUUGAACUGUUGCCUGCUAGAUAGGGGAUGCUCAGGCUAUAAUAUCAGUUAUGUCAAACUAUAUUUUUUGCUACGCAACAAGCCACUAUUGAUGCGCAUCAAUAGCGAUGGUGGUGAUCAACAUCACCAAUCACCAUGUUCAAGGGUAGUUGUUCUUGAAGAAAUAGUUUUCUUAGAAGGAAAAAAAAGUGGGGCAGAGUCACCGUUUCAAGGCCUGGAAGGUGCUCGAGAUGAAAACUAAUCUCAGCUCGGCCUUGCAAUUUAGCCUAGAAAUAAAACUCCGAAGGGAAAUCUUACGGUUCAAGAUUGAUCUUCCAAUUCCCUAUUCUCUCUGUACCUUGAAAGUGCAAAUUCCCCCAACCCAAGCCAUGCUAAAAUUAGCCGUGGUAUCUACUCCCUUGGCUACAGCAAUAACAAGCACGUAUUCAUCUAAUGCGUUAGAAAUAGUAGGGUGAUUCCUAACAUCUACACACAUGCACUAAAAGAAUCCAUAUUAGGUUUUCUUAGCAAGGCAUUCAUUCUUUUUGCUCAGCAAUUUGGGUGUGCUUUGGCUGGACCUACAUUGCCAAAUAAUGCAUUUUAGAACUGUAUUACAUGGUCAGUAUAGACCAGGCAUGGGCAAACUUUGGCCGUCCAAGUGUUUUGGACUCCAACUCCCACAAUUCCCAACAGCCUCAGACAAGAAUUCUUUCUCCCACCCACAGAUAUAUAAACCCCACUUGCCUAGUUUCCUGCAGACCUCACAAUCUCUGAGGAUGCCUGCCAUAGAUGUGGGCAAAACAUCAGGAGAGAAUGCUUCUGGAACAUGACCAUAUAGUCUGGAAAACUCACAGCAACCCAGUGAUUCUGGCCAAGAAAGCCUUCGACAACACAAUAACGCUGUUCCUUACAUGGAAAACACUGUAAUUAGAGGCUUAUAGUGUCAAACCACAUUAAUUCUACUGUGUAGAUGCAGCUUUGAAAACCAGGUGAAUGACUUCUUAUCCAACAUUUCCACCAAAGAUGAAGGUCCUUGGUCUUUCCUUGGGUGCAGCCCUAAUAUUUGCAACAGACGAUUCAGCCAAGACUCCCCAAUAAAGAGAAUAAAGGCAUAUAGAUUAA
This is a messenger RNA of Anolis carolinensis (green anole), 4646 nucleotides long. It is a transcript of the gene sertm2, whose product is annotated as serine rich and transmembrane domain containing 2. Gene Ontology annotation, cellular component: intracellular membrane-bounded organelle. The record is from RefSeq and is a predicted model, not a curated record. Bases 858 to 1136 code for a protein of 92 amino acids. NCBI's taxonomy places the organism in Eukaryota, Metazoa, Chordata, Lepidosauria, Squamata, Anolidae. The transcript is spliced from 2 exons.